UCUGAUCUCUUCACUUAGGCGCAUUCAAGAACUUAAAUUAAGAGAUUGGUAUAGAGCAAUAAUGGCGACAGUAGAGGUGAAAGAGAGGAAGACAGUUUCAAUGGCAGUGGAUCCUAGUACAGUUUUUGAAACAGGAAAAUUUGAAGUAACUUCCAUUACUGUGAAAACAGGCAUAUUUUCAGCUUCAAAGCCAUUGUUUAUCUUCACACCCACUAACCCAGGUUCGUAUCCUGUCAUCUUGUUCCUUCAUGGCUUCUGCUGCAUGGGAUCCUUCUACUCUGAUCUCCUCAACCUUAUAGCUUCCCAUGGCUAUGUAAUUGCUCUCCCACAGUUGUACGUGAUGCCAACCACAAGUGAAAUGCAAGAAAUAAAGUCAGCAUCAGAAGUGAUAGGAUGGUUGCCGUCGGGACUUGACCCAUUACUACCAACCAACGUGAAAGGAGAUAUUUCAAAGCUAAGUCUAGUAGGCCACAGCCGAGGUGGCAAAACAGCUUUCUCCUUAGCCUUAGGCUACGGCCGCCCUUCCCUCCCCUUCUCCGCCGUGAUCGGCAUCGACCCAGUCGCCGGAACCAAAUGCUUCCAGCCCGAGCCCCACAUCCUGAACCCCAUCUCCGAUCCCUUCAACAUUUCCGCACCCAUCACAGUCAUUGGGACCGGGCUGGGUCCUAUGUCGGCGAGCCCGGUCACAUGCCCCUGCGCCCCCAAGGGCUUCAACCACGUUGCGUUUUUCAAAAAGUGUAAGCCCACAUGCGCCCACUUUGUGACGGUGGACUACGGCCACAUGGACAUUCUGAACGACAACCCGCCUGGGAUUACAGGCCUUUUCACGAACAUUGCUUGUAAGAAUGGGAAGGGCCCAAGGGAACUUAUGAGGAAGUGCUGCAGUGGGCUUGUGAUUGCUUCUUUGAAGGCUUUUGUUGAGAAUGAUGAAUCUUUUCUCAAUGCUAUUUAUGUUGACCCUUCUAUUGCUCCUGUUGACCUAAAUCCUGUGGUGCUUAUUUACAAAGCGACAUCCUCUCCAUAAAUUUCCAAUUCUCUCCCACCUCUAAUGUUUUUGGACUUCAAUUAUUCUGUGACAUAUAUAUUCAGCUUUUUGAAAAGUUGUUAGAAAUAAUACUCAAAAUUAAAUAAAAUGCAGAGUUCAACGAAUA
This is a messenger RNA of Benincasa hispida (wax gourd), 1151 nucleotides long. Its product is annotated as chlorophyllase-1. The record is from RefSeq and is a predicted model, not a curated record. Gene Ontology annotation, molecular function: chlorophyllase activity. Gene Ontology annotation, biological process: chlorophyll catabolic process. Lineage: Eukaryota; Viridiplantae; Streptophyta; Magnoliopsida; Cucurbitales; Cucurbitaceae.